Messenger RNA from Acinonyx jubatus (cheetah), 1690 nucleotides. It is a transcript of the gene METTL9, whose product is annotated as methyltransferase like 9. The coding region runs from base 233 to 1189 and encodes 318 amino acids. The record is from RefSeq and is a predicted model, not a curated record. The transcript has 5 exons. NCBI's taxonomy places the organism in Eukaryota, Metazoa, Chordata, Mammalia, Carnivora, Felidae. Gene Ontology annotation, molecular function: protein-L-histidine N-pros-methyltransferase activity.
AAACUGGCGCCGGCGGCGGUUGCGUUCCGCGGGCGGAAAGGAAGGGGGAGGUGGGAAGGCUGUGCGCCGCCCGCUCCUCCCCACCCCCCGCCUCGGCCCUGAAGGGGCUGGAUGGGCAAGUUGGGCGCGAUGGCUCGAGUCCGGGCGGCGGCGGCGGCGGCCGGAGGCGGCGGCGCCUCCUCCUCCUCGCCCCGGCGCCGGCGGUGAUCCGAACGAGCGGCCGCGGCCCCCGAUGAGACUGUUCGCGGGCUGGCUGUGCCUGAGCCUGGCGUCCGUGUGGCUGGCGCGGAGGAUGUGGACGCUGCGGAGCCCGCUCACCCGCUCCCUGUACGUGAACAUGACGAGCGGCCCCGGCGGGCCGGCGGCGGCCGCGGGCGGCAGGAAGGAGAACCACCAGUGGUACGUGUGCAACAGAGAGAAAUUAUGCGAAUCACUCCAGGCUGUCUUUGUUCAGAGCUAUCUUGAUCAAGGAACACAGAUCUUCUUAAACAACAGUAUUGAGAAAUCUGGCUGGCUAUUUAUCCAAUUAUAUCACUCUUUUGUGUCAUCUGUUUUUAGCCUGUUUAUGUCUAGAACAUCUAUCAAUGGGUUGCUAGGAAGAGGCUCAAUGUUUGUGUUUUCACCAGAUCAGUUUCAGAGACUGCUAAAAAUUAAUCCAGACUGGAAAACCCAUAGACUUCUUGAUUUAGGUGCUGGAGAUGGAGAAGUCACAAAAAUCAUGAGCCCUCAUUUUGAAGAGAUUUAUGCCACUGAGCUGUCUGAAACUAUGAUAUGGCAGCUUCAGAAGAAGAAAUACAGAGUGCUUGGUAUAAAUGAAUGGCAGAAUACAGGGUUCCAGUAUGAUGUCAUCAGCUGCUUGAAUUUGCUGGACCGCUGUGAUCAGCCCCUGACUUUGUUAAAAGAUAUCAGAAGCGUCUUGGAGCCCACUAGAGGCAGGGUUAUCCUUGCCCUGGUUUUACCCUUUCAUCCCUAUGUGGAAAACGUAGGUGGCAAGUGGGAGAAGCCAUCAGAAAUUUUAGAAAUCAAGGGACAGAACUGGGAAGAACAAGUGAAUAGUCUGCCUGAAGUUUUCAGAAAAGCUGGUUUUGUUAUUGAAGCUUUCACCAGACUACCGUACCUGUGCGAAGGCGACAUGUACAACGACUACUACGUUCUGGAUGAUGCUGUCUUUGUUCUCAAACCAGUAUAAACACGCGGAGGCCCAAGUCUUCAGAGCCCAACCCAAGAAUGUACACUUCAGAAGAGGGUCUGCGUUGGCGAUUCUGUAAAGGGAGGACCUCUGGGGACUGCCAUUCUAAAUAUCAUGUAGGAAUUUAAAGAGCCAAAAUACUAAUUAUUUCUUUGUAGUGUGUAAAAGGAAUGUUUUUAAAAAACAAAAACCCACCUCUUUGAGGAUUUUUAUCAGCUCUUUACUCAGUAAUACAGGCCACACUCCAAUUAUGGAAGAUAUUUUUUAUACUUAAUUGCAGUAGGGACUCAUUCUCAGUCAAAGCAAUAGUCAUGACUUCACAUGGAACCAAUAAAUAUGGAUUGUUUUUAAUAAAAUGAAGACUGGCAAUAAAGCUGUCCAUUCGAUUGCAAAUAUUUGGUUAUAAGGUAUAGCCACUGAUACUCUUUCAUGUUUAGAAAUUCUUUCUGUCAUUAUUCACAAAAUGUUUUUAAUCAUGCUAAUAAACUGUUUUGGAGAUGA